AUGAAGAACCUCGAUGUCGUCUGUUCCGAUACUUCCUCGGGAUGUUACUCGGAUAACACGGACUGUGGCUCCUGCACUGAAAGUAUGACUUUGACUUACCAUCCCUUUCCAUCCUCACUCAAUCCAACCCUGCAUAAAUUUUACAGGCUAAAAUUGCCUCUAAAAUGUAUGACGGACAUCUGUCCUGGAUGCAUAUCAAAGUCAGCGAACCGAAGAAUUAAGUUGAAAUACUAUGAGCCAAUAAGGUUGUGGAAGUGUCACAAGAACUGCACGGAACCUGGCAUCCAGCUAGUGGACCCUCGUGGACCCUGCUGCUCACGUGCCUGUCGAGGGAGAAUGAGCUCGUUCAGCUCUAGGAGCUGCCGACCACAUCCCCAAAUGUAUGGCAUUCAGCUAACCUCUCCGGAGCCCUUUAUGGUGGAGUAUCCACGCAAUUCACCAAUUCACGCGGUGAUGCCAAGGAGUGUGUCACCCAAAUCACCUGUCUACCGCCGAAGUCCACCUAUUAUUCGUCGCUCACCUUCACCGAGUUGUCGUCGAGGCAGUCCACGUUUCUUGCGUCGAUCGCCAUCGCUAAGGUGCCAAUCUCCGGCCUCUUUGCAUCGCUCCUUGUCGAUUGACAGGAGAUCACGGCCUCUGCACAUACGCCGCACGCCUUAUCGUUCGAGGUCGUACGCGGAUUACGCCUACGAGGAAGAAGAGGAGGAGUUAGUUGGACGUGGUGGUGGAAAGUACAUCUACGUGAACCCGGACUACAUAAGGCGCUAUCAUGGACGUCGUGGAGUGAAUGAGAGUUUUUCAUCAUCGGGAAGCAUUGACCAGCCGCGCUACCAUCGAGAUGAAAUACUCAGUAGCUGCGACUACUAA
This is a messenger RNA of Hydatigera taeniaeformis, 867 nucleotides long. The record is from the annotation of a GenBank genome assembly. NCBI's taxonomy places the organism in Eukaryota, Metazoa, Platyhelminthes, Cestoda, Cyclophyllidea, Taeniidae.